AUGGACGCCGACCGACACACGCCGUCUACGGACCAGGCGACUGUGCGUCAAUGGGAACCGCCAGCCAUCCAAUCAGCCAUUGGAGGGGAAGCAGCAGAUGUCUCGUUCUCACUCGCGGAGGAAAACGAAGAACAGAAUUCUUCCACGACUGAGAAAUUAGCAGUGGGUUGCCUGUUGUACCCACCGGAUGUGAAGUUCUAUCCUGUAGCUGAUCCGCUUCUCCAAAUUAGUGUCAUCGAUGCCGCCAGCGCAAGUGAUUCCAAGUUGGAUGCAAUAUCGAGAAAAAUUGACGAGCUCAGCCAGAGGAUGAGCCAGAUGACUCACGGGCCGAUGAAGAAGGCAGCCUCUGAAUCUCUCGACUUUGCACAAAACCCUAUCGACAUCAACCAACAGGAGCCCAGCUCGUCCUCGUCGUUCGGGCCAACACCAUAUUGCUCCUUACUCGGGGCCACGCCAGACCAAUGGUCUCUGUCUGAUCAUCCUACCAGCGAGGAUGUCCGUGAAGCGCACGAUCACUCCUCCAAAGCGGAGUACGAAGGCGAAUCGUCGCUGUUCGCUCACGCUGUCUUUGCAAGUCGUUUCCUGCAGAACGCCAUCCACAACACGACCAACGCGGAGGUCGCGCACGAGAUGGGAGCCGUGUUGGAUGGCCUCCAGGCUGCGGUGCAUUCGGGGAAACAACGGUCUGACCCGCUCCAUAGGCUUUAUCCUCUUGCCAAGGCGAUUCCGCCUAGCUCGACAACUCGCAACCUCCCUUUGCCGCCGGUUGAGAAGGUAUUCAUGUGCUUGCGAAUGGCCCGGGAGUGCCCGCAGGUAGCCACGCUAUGGCUGGGGGGAUUUAUCCAGCCCUCCCAGUUCAAUGACUACUUCUUCAAAGUCGCAUCGCCGGGUCCUGCCACCGAAGCCGACUUGAUAAUCGUUCAUUACGGUCUGCAUAGGCUAUUCUGCGAAUGCUCCAAAGUUGUCGACGGAGAAACGAAGCAAGACUACUACGCUCAGGCUGUCAUAUGCGAGGCCAAUCUUGAGACCGUCCUUGCCAAUCUUCGCUUCCAUCAGCCAACCAACAUGGAUUUCGCAUACGCGAUGGCUAUGGCGUCGAUUUAUUGCCUUGAGAAGAACAAGCCAUCUGCCGCUUGGCAUUUUAUCAAUUCAGCCUCCCACAUGAUCCAAGCUCUGGGCCUGCAACACAACGUGCCUGCCGGCACAGACCAUUCCGGAGUUAAGGCUCAGAAGAGGUCCUUGUUCUGGACCGUUUACAUAACUGAGAAGAUGCUGUCGCUACGCCUUGGACGCUCAUCGACCUUCCGAGAUCAGGACAUCACUUUGGCCCGCCCUGGGAGGCAGCGUGGUCCCAGCGGUUCGUUCUUGGCCGAACUAGCCCCCGGUUGGAUCAAAAUAGCCAGUAUCCAGGGUCGAAUCUACGACGACAUCUACAGCCCCGGCGCCCUUAUGCAACCACUGCAUAUUCGGACGUCUCGUGCCCGGGCGUUAGCAGCAGAGCUGAAAGCGGCCAUGCAACAUGCGCAAGAUUUUCACGACCAUUAUGAAGCGAGCAAUGGGCAAGUGCUGGGACAAGAUUUCCACGAAAUAGCACGACGGUCCGAUCGCGUCAUCGGCUUGUCCAUGCUGACGCUCAUCUAUCGAAGCAUUGCGCCGGAGAAGCCAUCUACGUCCGCAUUCUGUCAAGAAUGCAUCGAUGCCGCCCGAGAGACGCUCCGGGAACACGACCGAUGCGUCGAGGUGAUUAACAAGGCGCAAGGGAAGACGGUGUUCCUCGAAGCAUACAUAAAUUGGACUAUGACUCAGAGUCUAUUUGUUCCCUAUAUCAUCCUAUUCUGCCACACCAUCGAGAUAUCCGAGGCCUCCGACCUAGCCCACAUGAAAAGUCUUGUCGAGACGCUCGAGUCUACAUCGAGCGUCGGCGCACAGAGCACAUGCGACAGGCAACGGCGCCUCUUCAAAGCGUUAUAUGACGUUGCAGCCACAUACGUCGAAGUCAAAUCCCGGGCGGAUGGUGCGCAAACGGGGAUAUCGUGGUCGAUGGCUGCUGAGCAGCCCUAUGCCUGUGAGUCCUUCACCAACACGACCUCGACAGGUCUCGGGCUCGGUUCCUUUAUGGGAGACCCCGGCAUGGCGACCAGCACUUCCGGUGUCUCUCCAGGUCAUACGGCGUUGUCCCACCCAGCCUUGGAGGACAUGGACAUGGAGAUAGAUCUCGCGGGAGCGCAGCUGUGGGACUGGUUCAACAAAAACCAGUUGAUCAUGAAGAUGCUGGAAGAUACAUAG
Molecule: messenger RNA, 2286 nt
Organism: Aspergillus fischeri NRRL 181
Lineage: Eukaryota; Fungi; Ascomycota; Eurotiomycetes; Eurotiales; Aspergillaceae
Product: putative C6 transcription factor
Exons: 5
Coding region: 1-2286 (761 amino acids)
Biological process (GO): DNA-templated transcription
Molecular function (GO): zinc ion binding; DNA binding
Source: RefSeq, a predicted model, not a curated record